AUGAGCCCGCCGGACUCCCAAGCAAAAAAGAAGCGGUGGCACCGCAGGAGCUUCUUUGGUACGAAAUCCGGCAAUGAUUCUAGCGGCACGCCAAAACAAGAUAAUAUUGCUGUUUUGCGAUCAGACGACCAGACUUCGGCAUCGAGUCAAGGUACUCAGAUAAGAAGCGGUAGAAAGGCAAAGAUUACCGAUGCUGUAGCAUCAGUUUUCUCAGUGGCUGCUCUGGGGGUUCAAUUGCCGAAUAACACAAAUAGUAGUUUAGGACAGCUAGCUGCUACAUCCACAAGCCAGCCCCUAUUGACGACUACCCAAAGCCUACCGGUACCAACUGCAUCAGCUACCUAUACCACGAGACCACUAUCUGGAAAUAUACCGGCUGCUACUGGGAAUUUGGUUAUUGCUGGCAAUGGUCCAUGGGCAGAAGCAAUCAACAAGCUCCCAAAAGACGAACGAGAACUAUUAGUUCCAGGGGGGCAGUCGAUCGAUUCCGGCGAAGUCAUUGUCAACAAUUUCAUCAGCGAAAUUGAGGGCCUCCGCGAUAAGCAAAAAUCUCAAGAGUGGAAAAUAGAAAUAGGAGAGCACAAGAUCAUACUUCGGGAUAUUUCCGAAAAGAUCAUUGUCUGGCUUAAGACCUUCAAAGAAGUGGGGGAUAUAGCUGUUCAAUACGACCCAGUUCAUGCGGCACUACCAUGGGCAGGUGUCCGAUUCAUGCUUCAGAUGGCAAUAUCAAACUCAGAAGCCAGAGACGCCAUCUUAAUUGGUACCGAGCAAGUUAUCUGGAUGAUUGGUAGAUAUGCAGCCUAUGAGAAAAUGUAUCUGGGGUUUAACCUUGAGUUUGAAGAGAGCCUGAAAAAGAGUCUUGUGAAAUUUUAUGGGACCAUAAUUCAGUUCCUCAUAAAAUCGAAGAAGUUCUUCGACCGCUCAAAAAUUGAAUCCGUCGCGAAGGCCGUGUUUCCGUCCACUUACUCUAAAGAGCUGGAUAUUCUACAAAAAGCUGAAGCGAACGCGAUGAAAGAUGUAGAAGUUGCGAGAUCACAAAAAAUCAAUUCGUCUGAUAAAAGCAACUCUGAGAUGAUCCAGAAGUUAACUGAACUUCUCAACAAAUUUAACGAGCCUAUCUCUAGGAUUGACGAAAAAGUAGGAAAAAUAAAUGAUAUGCUUGACGACGAAAAACGUGGACAGGCCCUUGAAUGGGCCUCGCCGAUCAACCAUGACCAAGAUCAUAACUACUAUGCAUCGAAAAUAACACCUGGGACUUGUUCCUGGCUACAUCGAAAUGAAGAUUUUCUUAACUGGCGGAAAUCGAGCUCCUCUUCAAUAUUCUGGUUGACGGGUAAUGGCAAGGCAUCUGUCAUCCGAUUGCUUUUGGACGAAGGACGAGGGUCAAGCAGUCACGAUUGUGUCGCCUACUUUUAUUGUGACGCCAAAUCGAACGAAUCAAUGACAGACACAGGCCGUGUGGUUGGAUCCCUCUUAAAACAAAUGGCCACCUUGCGUCCUGGCCAGUUUUUACAGUUACCCAUAGCCGACGAAUUCCAACAAAGAAUUAAAUCGGGAAAUACCAAAUCGCCACCCACAUUUGAAGAAUCCAAAGCACUUAUAUCAAGAAUUGCUUGUGAACAGCUGUAUCCAAGCAUAAACAUUGUUAUAGAUGCUUUAGAUGAGUGCCAAGAUGGGCCUGAGGGCCGGCGUAUGUUAAUCAAGAUGUUGAUUGAGCUAGUUCGGGACUCCAAUUGUCUUGUCAAGAUAUUUUUGUCCAGUCGGCCAAGCGAGCGGGACAUUAAUAUCAGCCUUAAGGAUGUUCCUAGCUAUCAUAUCAAGUUAAAAGACACAUCAGCCGACGUUAGCUUUUUUAUCGAUUCAAAAAUGCAAGAGUACGAAGAUGGCGGUCUGUUUCUUCCCGGGGCAACGUCAAAAGAGCAGCGGGAAAGGUUGAAGAUUGAGGUUGCUGGGAAACUAAAAGAAAAAUGUCAAGGAAUGUAA
Molecule: messenger RNA, 1983 nt
Organism: Orbilia oligospora ATCC 24927
Lineage: Eukaryota; Fungi; Ascomycota; Orbiliomycetes; Orbiliales; Orbiliaceae
Exons: 5
Coding region: 1-1983 (660 amino acids)
Source: RefSeq, a predicted model, not a curated record